CGAGGGAGUAAGUUUAGUUUCAUCUUCGCCAGAGCCUCUUUGUGCAGGGAGAGGAAGUCUGCACUGACCAAGGCUGCUCACCAGAAGAGCACCUGGGAAUGGCUGCCCCAACCGUUGUGACAAUCCAGCCACAGUAUGGCGGGGCCAUGUCCUCUGUCUCGAGAUGCACGUGGCAGACAGGCCUGAUGGACUGCUGCUCCGACUGUGGUGUCUGCUGCUGUGGGACGUUCUGCUUCCCAUGCCUGGCUUGCCAACUGGCUGGGGACAUGAAUGAGUGCUGCCUGUGUGGGACCAGUGUGGCCAUGAGGACCCUGUACCGCACCAGAUACAACAUCCCGGGGUCCAUUUGCUCUGACUACUGCAUCACCCUGUGGUGCACUGUGUGCUCUGUUUGCCAAAUGAAGAGAGAUGUCAACCGCAGGAGGGAGCUUGGCAUAUUCUGAUGCUGCCAUCCUUGCUGCAUCUUUGGAGCUGCUGCAAUCAGGAGUCACCACUGCUCUCACUGUUGGAAAAUGUACCAUGUGGAGCUUGCCUUGAUUGCAUUUGAUUUUCCCUACUUAACUGCAGAAAUAAAGUUUUGAAUUUGUC
Messenger RNA from Onychostruthus taczanowskii (white-rumped snowfinch), 588 nucleotides. Its product is annotated as placenta-specific gene 8 protein-like. NCBI's taxonomy places the organism in Eukaryota, Metazoa, Chordata, Aves, Passeriformes, Passeridae. The transcript has 5 exons. The record is from RefSeq and is a predicted model, not a curated record. The coding region runs from base 99 to 443 and encodes 114 amino acids. Gene Ontology annotation, biological process: positive regulation of transcription by RNA polymerase II.